CUAACCUAGCCUGUUAUUAUGAGUGACCCACAUAGUAAGAUGCUCUUUAAUAAUAUUAUAAGGCUACAAGCCAAUGCGCAGGGGAAGCUAUGGAUAGUCACGGUUAGUCUCAUUCUUCGCUAUCUAUACUAAGUGAAGAUCAUGUUAGGUAUAUAACCAGAUGUCUGUAUAGUAUAUACCGCGUCCUUCAUUUUCAUUUCUUACGGUUACUUUCUUUUACUUCUCAGUCGCCCCUUUGCUCACGCCUAUUGCAGACUUAUCUGCAUUUCACUCGUUAAAUUCACUAUCGCUGUCUAAUUCAAAAUGAUUUUCCUGUCCAAGUUGUCCAUUCAGGCCCUUGCGCUCGUAGCUAGCUUUGGCGCCGUGUCCGCGAGACGCUCACCGAAUCUUCAUCGUCCGUAUAUCGCGGCCGCGAACCAGGUCGAGAGCCAUGUUGAGUCGCGCGCUACGGGUACUGGACCUAAGGGUUUCCUUACGCUUGACGAUGGUGCGCACGUUGAAGGUUUCCACGCUACGUCCGUGCACAGCGCUUCCGCGGACCCGGGUGAUAGCUUCAGCACUUGCUUAGAGGAUACCACAGCCUCUGUAGCCGACUGCCAGGCCGUCAUUGGCGAUAUCCGAGCCAAUAACGGGACCAUCAAGGUAGCCGGAGGAUUCUGCUUGAACUGGUGGGAAGGCGGUUGUCUUGGUCGGGUGUGCGGUGGUAAGAGUCAGGAGAGUUUCUCGGAAGAUUCACAGUGGAUCGCGGACACGAUCGCUGCCUCGAUUCUCGACACGUGUAUCGCCGAGGGGAAAAGCGGUGCAGCAGCCGACUGCGCGGGUGUUAGUACUACGUGCGGGACGUAUAAGCUGUCACUGCAGGCGUACACGGGUAUUUAAGCGCCGAGUCGGGCGUGUUGUUCUUUUAGUUUGUUAUGGGACCAAGAUGAAAGAGUAUAUACCAAUCUGGAUGUAGCA
Daldinia decipiens is the source of this 957-nucleotide messenger RNA. RefSeq lists its product as uncharacterized. The transcript is spliced from 2 exons. The record is from RefSeq and is a predicted model, not a curated record. Lineage: Eukaryota; Fungi; Ascomycota; Sordariomycetes; Xylariales; Hypoxylaceae. The coding region runs from base 304 to 879 and encodes 191 amino acids.